UUAGCUGAUCAUGUGAUCAACCGGAGAGGAGCUGGAUAUAAGGAGCCGCUGCACCGACUAUCAGCUGUCUCUUUCACCCUGAAGACACCAGAGGAGGAGGAACAAAAUGUGCACCAGCAUCCAGCCUGUUGAGUGGACCACAGACCUCAAGAACCCGAAUUAUGAUGGCAUCGUGUUGGUGUCCCGGAGCCAAGAAACGCUGCCCCCUGAGCUGGAGAGUCUGAAAGCACCGCUGCUGGACUACAGCUCUGUGGACAGCGGUCUGGGGGACGAGGUGGUUAUCCUGAAGGUCCCUGGUCUCCCUGGUAACCGCCUGGUGUUUGCCUCCACCGGCCCGAUAAACCGCGACUACGAUGAUGUCAGGCGCUUCAGUGAUGCAGCGGUCAACGGCAUCAAACGGGCCUUGAAGGCAGGCAUGCAGCGCCCUCUUCUGGUCUGCCCUCCACACAAGGACUAUAAGAACAGCACCGUGGUGGCUGCACUCGGAGCCCUUCAUGCUCUCUACAUGCCCCUGGAAGUGAGGGAGGGGAAGGUGAAACCCGACGACUACAAGGUGUGUGUUCUGGGUCUGUGGGCAGCUCAGGAGGCUGAGGGACGGAAGCUGGUGGAGCUAGCCGACGCUCUGGAGAGUGGGAGACUGGCAUGUCGUGACAUCGGCGGCUCCGACCCUGAACGUAUGGCUGCUCCUAAUGUGGCUGAUUACGUCCAGGAGCUUUUCAAGGACAGCCCUGUAAAGGUCGAAGUGAUGAGCGACGUGAAGGUUCUGGAGAAAGAGUAUCCCUGUCUGGCUGCCGUCAACCGCUGUGCCGCCACUGUCCCCCGUCACCAGGGCAGAGUGAUCAAGCUGCAGUACUGCGGAGAGGGACCAGUCGAGAAGACGCUCAUGUUGGUGGGAAAGGGCAUCACCUACGACACUGGCGGAGCCGACAUCAAGGCUGGAGGUUUCAUGGCCGGGAUGCACAGAGACAAGUGUGGAGCUGCUGCCGUGGCCGGGUUCUUCCAGAUUUUAGCCAAACUGAAGCCCAAACAUCUGAAGGUCAUUGGCUCCAUGGCCAUGGUGAGGAACAGUGUCGGUGCAGACUGCUACGUGGCCGAUGAGCUGGUGGUUUCCCGUGCCGGUCGCAGGGUGCGAGUGGGAAACACAGACGCUGAAGGACGCAUGGUGAUGGUCGACCUGCUCUGUGAGAUGAAGGAGAAGGCGGUUCUUGAGACUUCUCCUCAGCUGUUUACUAUCGCUACUCUGACUGGUCAUGCCAUCAGAGCCAUGGGACCCAACUACUCUAUCAUCAUGGAUAACGGACCGGCACAGCGCAACAAAACUGCUGCUCAGUGGCAGAAAGCUGGAGAGGCGUUGGGCGACGUGUUCGAGGUGUCCAGCAUCAGACGAGAGGACUACGACUUCCACAAGGGAAAGUCUGAGUACGAGGACAUUCUGCAGUGCAACAACUUGGCGUCCUCCGCUACACCUCGAGGACACCAGACCCCUGCAGCUUUCCUCAUCAUGGCCUCAGGGCUCGACAAGCACGGUGUGGAUUCUGACGCACCUCUGGCGUACUCCCACGUUGACAUCGCUGGGUCCAGCGGUCCUUUCCCCGGUGUCCCGACAGGAGCCCCCAUCCUCGCCAUGGCAACCAACUACAUCCUGUCUGACAUCCUCUAAACGGAUACACCCUUUUAUAAAAAGACCACGCCCUCUGCACUCAAUGCCAACAAAAAUUUGGAACCCUUCCAAAUAUAAAUGAAAUCUCUGCCACAACACGUGACGCAAAAUGUGCAAAUCUUCAUGUCUGACAUUCCUUAAUACAUUAAUAAUACCUCAGAUUGCUUUUCUGCAAAAAUGCUCCUUUUUUUAAGAUCUUGUGACAUUCGUUCUGCCUGCACCAAGUGUCAAAUGACCCUGUUCUUAAGUGGCCUGAAUCAACAUAUAUAUACUCAGGGGUUAAAUGGCAUUAUAAAACUAUCAUCCUUUUUAUAUGUGUGUCUGAAUGUGUGCGACAAACCGGGGACAUGGUUGUGUGAUUAGUGAUGCUGUGUGUCAGUUAAAACAAGCACUUAUCAUUGAUCAAUAAAACCAAAUUUAGACGUUAAA
Molecule: messenger RNA, 2089 nt
Organism: Sebastes umbrosus (honeycomb rockfish)
Lineage: Eukaryota; Metazoa; Chordata; Actinopteri; Perciformes; Sebastidae
Exons: 16
Coding region: 107-1660 (517 amino acids)
Biological process (GO): proteolysis
Cellular component (GO): cytoplasm
Molecular function (GO): metalloaminopeptidase activity; manganese ion binding
Source: RefSeq, a predicted model, not a curated record